UGGGUAAGAUCACGUCUCCGUCUCUUUCUGUAGCCCUCAUUCCAGCACAGGAUCUCAGCAUUUUUUCCCCCUCUUUCCCCCAAACACUCCAAUACACAGAGUCUUUUCUUCUCCCUCAUUUACAACUUCUUUUUAAAAGAGAACAUUUCCUAAGGAAAGGGGAUUUGCUGAAUAGAAAAGAUAUAAAACAAAAGCUACAGCAGCCUGACUUCCAGCGUGGCAUUGUCACCAGCCCCUUUGCAUGGUGAUGCGAUUAAGGUAACAGCAUUUUUAUUAUUCAGGAAAAGCAGCUAGGGGAUUCAUCAGUUCUGAGGCUUUGUCUCUCCUGGGCUAACUGAUGGUUCUGAGCCUUGGUUUGACCUGACCAUGAUGCCCAAGACUGGCACUUUUUGUUUUUUCUCAGCAAACUGUACAACCCCAAAUCUCUUUUUGAUUUUCAAGGAAACUAGAUUCCUGCCAGAUUUUGAGUCUGGACAAUAAAUAGGCACUUUGUCCUAGUCUUCUUUCUGGAAUCAUUUCGGGAUAUUUUCCACAACCAUCACAGAAACAGGAAUGAACCGGCAGCUAGUGAACAUUUUGACAGCCUUGUUUGCAUUUUUCUUAGGGACAAACCACUUCAGGGAAGCUUUCUGCAAAGACCAUGACUCCAGGUCUGGAAAACAUCCCUCGCAGACCCUAUCUCCUUCAGAUUUCUUGGAUAAAUUAAUGGGAAGGACAUCAGGAUAUGAUGCAAGAAUCAGGCCAAAUUUUAAAGGUCCUCCAGUAAACGUUACUUGCAAUAUUUUUAUCAACAGUUUUGGAUCGGUCACAGAAACCACCAUGGACUACCGAGUGAACAUUUUUCUGAGACAGCAGUGGAACGAUUCACGGCUGGCAUACAGUGAGUACCCAGAUGAUUCCCUGGAUUUGGAUCCCUCCAUGUUGGAUUCGAUUUGGAAACCAGAUUUGUUCUUUGCCAAUGAGAAAGGUGCCAAUUUCCAUGAUGUCACCACUGACAACAAGUUGUUGCGGAUUUCCAAAAAUGGCAAAGUGCUCUACAGUAUUAGACUCACCUUGACUUUAUCCUGUCCAAUGGACCUGAAGAACUUUCCAAUGGAUGUCCAAACCUGUACAAUGCAGCUGGAGAGUUUUGGGUACACCAUGAAUGACCUGAUAUUUGAGUGGUUAAGUGAUGGUCCAGUUCAAGUUGCUGAAGGACUCACCCUGCCCCAGUUUAUUUUGAAAGAAGAGAAGGAGCUCGGUUAUUGCACAAAGCAUUACAACACUGGCAAGUUUACCUGCAUUGAGGUCAAGUUUCACCUGGAACGCCAGAUGGGCUACUAUUUGAUUCAGAUGUACAUCCCCAGCCUGUUGAUAGUCAUUUUGUCCUGGGUCUCCUUUUGGAUAAACAUGGAUGCAGCCCCUGCCAGGGUUGCCCUUGGCAUCACAACAGUCCUGACAAUGACUACCCAGAGUUCAGGUUCCAGGGCAUCUCUGCCAAAGGUCUCCUACGUGAAAGCGAUUGACAUCUGGAUGGCAGUGUGCCUUCUGUUUGUGUUUGCUGCCUUACUGGAAUAUGCAGCAGUGAACUUUGUCUCCAGGCAACAUAAGGAGUUCCUUCGUCUCCGGAGACGACAGAAGAGGCAGAAUAAGAUAUAA
Mus pahari (shrew mouse) is the source of this 1638-nucleotide messenger RNA. RefSeq names its product glycine receptor alpha 2 (gene Glra2). The record is from RefSeq and is a predicted model, not a curated record. Gene Ontology annotation, cellular component: plasma membrane; neuron projection; synapse. Gene Ontology annotation, biological process: regulation of membrane potential; chemical synaptic transmission; chloride transmembrane transport. The transcript is spliced from 9 exons. Lineage: Eukaryota; Metazoa; Chordata; Mammalia; Rodentia; Muridae. The coding region runs from base 553 to 1638 and encodes 361 amino acids. Gene Ontology annotation, molecular function: transmembrane signaling receptor activity; transmitter-gated monoatomic ion channel activity; chloride channel activity.